Molecule: messenger RNA, 1272 nt
Organism: Cotesia congregata
Lineage: Eukaryota; Metazoa; Arthropoda; Insecta; Hymenoptera; Braconidae
Source: the annotation of a GenBank genome assembly
AUGUCAAAAUAUGAGCUGUCGAAGGAUGAUGAGGAUUAUUGGAAUAGCAGUGAAGGACAUUCUUUUAGCUUUGAUCAAAAUAAUGAGUCAGACAACGUAUUUGGAAUUUCAAAAACUGGUACUGCUCAGCUAAGAGCAGGAAUUUCAACAAUAAAUUCACCGACUGAACCUUCAUCGUCUUAUCUGACUCCAGAAUCUGUUGAUUUGACGUUUAAACCUUUGCUGGCAAUUAUUUCUGAGCCGGUUUUAACAAUAAUUUUAACUGCAGAAAACAGACACCUGUUACCUGAUAAAUCAAAUAUUGUCAAUCCGUCGGUAACUGUCAGAAGAAUUCUUCUAGGACAAAGUUACUCCCUAGAGAAUUAUAAAUCACUUAGUAAUAAAACUUCGUUACUAGACACAGCAAUUGCAAGCGGUAAUGGUAACGCUGUGUUAAUUAUUACAUUAUUUAUUAUCAAAACUCUGAAGCUUGCGUUGAGUCAAAAAAUUUUAAUGGAAAGACCUGACGCUCUUAAUGUUUAUGUUCAUUAUUUGUCGACCAGAUUACAAGUUAAUGAAGUUACUGAUUUAUUGAUGAUGCAAGGCAGAUUGGUCGAUGCAGCACUAAAAACUUUGGCAAUAACAAUAAAAAAUACUCGAGAUGAUGGAAGGCUUCUUCAAAAAUUAAUAAAAUGCUACAAGACUCAAUUUAUCAACUUACCAGAGUACAAAGAAUGUUUAUUUGUAAAUAAUUUUAUAAAAUUACUGGAAUGGAAGAUUGCGUUAAACAGCGGAGGGGUAAAAAAUUUGGGAAACAACAGUGUAUUGGAUUGUUUGAAAUAUAUAUGUGAAAAUAAUUGGAAUAGUUCACAAGACGCCGCUGUUUCUCCAGCGAAAAUUUUUGCAAAUCAACAUGAUGUUACUCCAAGACAGUAUCAGAAAACUGUGCUGAAAACUCGGGUUUCUGUUCAAGCUUGGGAUGAUGUUAAUAAUAUACUUUUAUCUAAGGUUGGAUGGCUGGGAAGCGAAAAAUUACAAUCAAGCUUACCAAUAGAAGAUAUUUUGAAAAUUUUACAUCAAGGUCAGGCACCUACGACUAUAAUUGAAAAGUUUUUAAAGUAUGUAGAUAACAUGAGGAAUAGAUUACAACUUGCUAAAAAUUAUGGAUGUAAUAGAGCAGUGGUUGAGGCUCGUUGGAUUGUGACGGAGGGUAUGGGUACGGAAUGCAACCCGGCUGACCUCCGGGAGAGACACACCAGUCAACUGGAGAAUUCGGACCCGGUAGCCCGUUGA